CAUCAUUGUGUGUGAGUCAGAAAUGCAGUAGUGAUGUCCGCAGGAUCCGUCGCCGAUAAAAGCACCCCUAAUUCCCGCUUGUACUCAGAGCUGUAGAUCGUUCCUCCGACGUCAAGCGAGCGCCAUGGACUUCAGUAUACGGAACCUGAAGGGGUUCGCGUCCGACGCGGCCACUGCACUCACCCGAGCUGUACAGUACACGGAAGAACGGCUGGGUACGGCUGGCCGUACGGAACUGGAUGCGCACUUCGAAAGCCUCGCACAAAGAUCUGACGAUACCAAACACUGGACUGAAAGACUGGUUUCUAAAGCGGAGGCAGUCCUUGAGCCCAACCCGAACGUCCGAGUGGAGGACUAUCUCUUCGAUAAGUUGGAGAAGAAACGCGAACGACUCAACAAUCUUGAAGCCCUGGGACAAGAUAUGAUGGGCGCUGGAGCCGCGUUCGGCCCAGGAACACCUUACGGGAGUGCAUUGAUGAAGGUCGGCCAGACGGAGAAGAAUCUGGGCUCGGCUGAACGAGAUUUCGGUCGAAGUGUGCACACGCACUUCUUGCAGCCGCUGAGACGCUUUUUGGAGGGAGACAUGAAAACAAUUUUGAAAGAGCGUCGGAUACUCGAGAACAAACGGCUGGAUCUCGAUGCCGCCAAGAAUCGACUCCGGAAGGCUCGAUCUGCUGAUCCUCAAGCGAAUGCCCAACAGAUAGAAAAGGAGAUUCAUCAGGCCGAGAAGGAAGUUCAGCUUUGUCAAGCAGAAUUCGACAAGCAGGCAGAGAUCACCCGGCUCCUUCUAGAAGGGAUUUCCACAACUCACGCGAAUCAUGUGCGGUGUCUCAGCGAUUUCGUCGAAGCUCAGAUGGCGUUCUACGCCCAAUGUCAGAAACACAUGCUGGAACUCCAGAAGGAUUUGCGUGCACUGAACAUGAAUGUGAGCUGUGGUAACGGUUCGGCGGAGGGCGGCAAGGUUUGCGCCUUCCAGAACGUGUUCGAAGGAGGAGUCAGCAGUGCACCCAUUGAGAGACCCAACAAUAACUCGAAUUAUAGGAAGGCGAAAGUCCUGUACGCAUAUGAAGCUUUAGGGAGUACCGAACUCACAGUUCAACAGAACGAGGUGCUUGAUGUAGUCGACGGUCCCCCCGACCUGGAUCCGGACUUCGUCAUGGUGCAGCGUACGGAAACCAAGCAAGCUGGAAAGGUGCCACUGGCCUAUCUCGAGAUUCUUCUCAACUAG
Galendromus occidentalis (western predatory mite) is the source of this 1228-nucleotide messenger RNA. It is a transcript of the gene EndoB, whose product is annotated as SH3 domain containing GRB2 like, endophilin-B. The coding region runs from base 125 to 1228 and encodes 367 amino acids. Gene Ontology annotation, biological process: membrane organization. Lineage: Eukaryota; Metazoa; Arthropoda; Arachnida; Mesostigmata; Phytoseiidae. The record is from RefSeq and is a predicted model, not a curated record. Gene Ontology annotation, molecular function: protein binding. The transcript is spliced from 9 exons. Gene Ontology annotation, cellular component: cytoplasm; membrane.